Molecule: messenger RNA, 1779 nt
Organism: Impatiens glandulifera
Lineage: Eukaryota; Viridiplantae; Streptophyta; Magnoliopsida; Ericales; Balsaminaceae
Product: synaptotagmin-4-like
Exons: 13
Coding region: 15-1715 (566 amino acids)
Cellular component (GO): endoplasmic reticulum
Molecular function (GO): lipid binding
Source: RefSeq, a predicted model, not a curated record
AUCAAAUUAAGAAUAUGGGUUUCUUUUUGGGUUUGAUUCUUGGCAUUGCACUAGGCAUCUGUUUGAUUGUUGGCUUCGCUCGUUGUGAGAGUAUCCGAUCUAAGAGUCGUUCUGAUUUGGCUGCAACUGUGGCUGCAUUUGCUAAGUUAACAGUUCAGGAUCUGAGGAAGAUUCUUCCAGCUGAAAAUUACCCUUCAUGGGUUGUUUUCUCACACAAACAAAAGCUUAAUUGGCUUAAUGUGCAACUUGAGAAACUUUGGCCAUUUAUAAAUGAGGCAGCAUCGGAGUUAAUCCGAAGUUCGGUUGAGCCUAUUCUGGAGCAAUAUAGACCAGUAGUCUUGACUUCUCUAAAGUUCUCAACAUUAACUCUUGGAACUGUGGCACCUCAGUUUACAGGAAUAACGAUACUUGAAAGUGAUGCUAAGGGAAUUACAAUUGAAGUGGAGAUGCAAUGGGAUGGAAAUCCCCAAAUUGUUCUUGAUAUCAAAACAAGACUUGGUGUAUCAUUGCCCAUAGAGGUCAAGAACAUUGCAUUCACAGGAGUUUUCAGGUUAAUUUUCAGACCACUUGUAGAUGAGUUUCCUUGCUUUGGUGCUGUCUGUUAUUCCCUGAGGGAUAAGAAAAGGAUGGAUCUUACACUUAAGGUUAUUGGUGGGGAUAUCUCAGCAAUUCCGGGAAUUUCAGAUGCUAUCGAGGAGACUAUUCGAGAUGCUGUGGAAGACUCGAUUACCUGGCCAGUUCGAAAUAUUAUAGCCAUAUUACCUGGGGAUUACAGUGACCUGGAGCUAAAACCUUGUGGAACAUUAGAAGUAAAGCUUAUACAGGCAAAGGAAUUGACAAAUAAAGAUAUAGUAGGAAAGUCUGAUCCUUAUGCUACCUUAUUUAUCCGUCCUUUGCGACAGAAAAUGCAAACUAGCAAGACAAUUAACAACCAAUUGAAUCCAAUCUGGAAUGAGCACUUUGAGUUUAUAGUGGAGGACUCAUUAACACAACACUUGACAGUGAGAGUUUUUGAUGAUGAAGGCGUUCAAGCUGGUGAGCUCAUAGGCUGUGCUCAAAUUUCAUUGUUUGAACUAGAGCCUGGUAAAGUGAAGGAUGUAUGGUUAAAGUUAGUCAAAGAUUUGGAGAUUCAGAGGGAUACAAAGUACAGGGGACAGGUACACUUGGAGCUCUUAUAUUGUCCUAUUGGUACUGAAAGUAUCUUUGCAAGUCCUUACGAUCCUGAUUUUCGGUUAACUGCACUAGAGAAGGCCCUUAAAACUGGACUCGAUGGAGGAGAUACUUCAGAUGGUGUAAGAACUAGUGGUUUAAAGAGGAAGGAUGUAAUAGCUCGAGGUGUUUUAUCUGUUACAGUGAUAUCUGCUGAUGACUUGCCAUCAGUAGAUUUGAUGGGGAAAUCUGAUCCUUUUGUUAUUCUAAUCACCAAGAAAUCUGAGCAAAAGUAUAAGACCAGGGUUGUAAAUAACAGCUUGAAUCCAGUUUGGAACCAAACAUUUGACUUUGUCAUUGAGGAUGCAUUACACGAUUUACUAACACUAGAAGUAUGGGAUCAUGACAUUUUGGGAAAGGAUAAGAUGGGGAAAGUUAUUAUGACACUAACAAGGGCAAUAUUGGAAGGAGAAUUAACAGACACAUUUGCAAUAGAUGGGACUAAAUCUGGGAAGCUAAAUUUGCACAUCAAGUGGAACCCUAGACCAAUAUUUCGAGAUUCAUAGGGUUGUUUGGAAUCUAUUUAAUUCCAACAUAAUCCAAUUUGAAAUAAGGUUUGUAAUUUAUAAG